GGUAAUUUAGGUCAGUGUUCCCAGCCACAACAGAGCUGAGCGUGUCAGUCAGAGAACGGCGGCGGACAAGCCUGUCAACGGAUUAUACCAGUGCUUGUGAUUUUAUUCAUUUACGGAUUACCAGCCCCGGAAUAACCCCUAGCCAUGUCAGCCCCCUCCCCCGAGCCCGAGGGUCAGAUAUUGGUUCAUGAAUCGGAGGACGAAAACAAGACGUAUAAGUAUUCCUUUACCUACGAGAAGGCAUCGUUGUAUGAAUUCAAGUACGAGCGAGCGGCUGAGCCGGAUCCCAUCGACCCCUGUUUUCGGUGUAACAAGCAAGCGUUCCCCGAUGAUCAGAUCAACGUUGGAGUUUUAUUCCACAAACAGUGUUUCCGGUGUCGGAUCUGUGGGGUGCCGCUCACGACGCAGUCGUUUUAUCGGAACAACAAGAAUGGCAGCAAGGACAAGGAGUGUUUCUGCAAGACCCACGUGGGGAAGAGCAUCAGCGAGCUGAAGAAGGGAAAGAUGAUGAACCUGGACGCCAUUAACAACCCCCAAAAGAAGUAUGUCAUACAGAUCGAUGGCACCUCACGGCCGGGUCUGACUUCCGGUCGCUCCAGCCCUCGCUCCGGGUCCCCACGCCACUCCCCACGCCACUCCCCCAACACUUCAAUGAACCACGGCCACAGCCCGGGGUCAAGCAUGACCAGUGUCACUCCGCGAAGCAUGCACGACCAGUCCAGCAUGGGGAGUCCGUGGACGACCUACACUCCGCACAGCGCGGACCACAGCUUCGGAACUUCGUAUGAUAUGAAGAGUUUCUCGCACCCGAAACCAGUGCUGCAGAGCUAUGAGGACUUUGAGAACAGCAACGUUUUCGAGGCUCAGUCGUUCCUGGAGGCGCGCCACAAGGAGGAGGAGGAGCGUCUGCAGCGAUUCCUCCUGGAGGAGAGGGAGAAAGAGAUGAAGCGUCUGGACGACAGCAUCGCCGGGGAGAAGGAACGCGCUGCGGAGGAGCUCCUAGCCAACAUUGACCAGGUCCGGGCUCACGGCAGCACGCGGAGUCUCCUGGGUGAGAGGGACAGGAUAGAGGAUCACUUCAAGACUGUCAGGGACGACCGCUUCAAGACGAUGCAGGACAAGAUGGGGACGGAGGAGAAGAACCGCACCACCAAGAUGCUGGAGAGGCACUGUCAUGAGAUGUUGACGCUGAUUGGUGAAAAGGACCGCGAGGCUGACCGUAGCGUGCUGUACGACCACUCGAUAAGACCGCCUCUGGAGCCGCCGGAGACCAAGAAAGCUCACCUGUACAAGACCCCAGCCAGGUUUGAGCAGCUGGACAGAAAGGCCGUGCAGCUCGUAAGCAGAGAGUAUUCGACUUACACAGAUCUCGUGAGAGAUCUUACUCGAGACUGCAAGUCGGAACUCGAGAAAGUCAGAGUUCUCUUCCGCUGGGUGAUCGCCAAAGACCUGAACAAGAAUACCGUCAAUGACAUCAUCCGUCCCUCCGCCUCCGCCAUCACGCUACUCAAGGGAGUUAAGUCAGGCAAGGAGACCUACCAUCAGCUUUUCAAACGGCUCUGCACGUACGCCGGUCUUCAUUGCGAGAUUAUUCUUGGAUAUUCCAAAGGAGCUGGUUACAAACCGGGCAUGCGCAUUGAGGGCACAACCUUCCGGAACUCGUGGACGGCUGUGUGCAUCGACGGAAGUUGGCGAUUCGUUAACUGCACAUGGGCAGCCCGUCACGUGUCAGGUCACAUGGACGACCUGCCCCAGCUGUUUCACAAAUACGACGAGUUCUACUUCCUCACAGACCCAGAAGACUACAUCUACCAACAUUACCCAGACGACCCUGCAUGGCAACUUCUAGAAAUCCCACUUCCGUUUUCCGAAUUCAUUAACCUUCCUGUGGUUAAAUCGCCAUUUUUCAACUACGGACUGAAAUUUUAUUCCAACUAUGGUGCCACUCUGUCGACAGAGACGGGAAUGAUUGAAGUGAGACUUGUGAUGCCAAAAAUUCUUGGAUUUGGUUCCAUGUUGGAACCUGUGAACAAAUCAUCAGGAGACUCCCGGAGUCUUGAUGGAAGGACGCUGUUACGGUUUGUGAAAAACGAGGCCAUAUUUACAGUUGCCCUUCCGCGACCUGGGUUAUAUUAUUUCUCGAUCUUUACCGGGGAUUUCUGGCAUUCGGAAUGCCUCGAGAGUGCUUGUUCCUUCCUCAUCAGCUGUUCGGAGAUGUCCGGACCGUCCUCUCCUCCGUAUCCCCCCGUGCCGUUCUUUGGGGCCACGCCCAUCAUGGAGAAAUUGGGCAUCAGCACGGAGAGCACCGAUCCACUGAUUGUGUGUAAUAGUGACUACUUAGAAAUCAACUUCAAAAUGGAAAAUGACACGAAAGUAUCGCAUACAUUCCAAUAUUUCGACGUCGCUGACGAAUCCGUGCAAGACAUUGACAGAUAUGUAUUCCUCCGCUCGCGGAACGACACAGGGGCCACGUACUUGGUGAGGUGUCCGAAAGAAGGCUUCUACAUCUUCUCCCUCUUUUGCGCAGAUCCGACAGGAGACAAAACCAGUCUUGACUGCGCAUAUCGCUAUCUCGUCAUUUGUCAAGAACCCAGUCCAUCUGGAAACGCGUUCCCGAAGACGUUUGCAAAAUGGCAGCGUUGCACCUUGUAUGAACCCGUGGGUGGGGAUUUAAUGACGGACAAACGAUACACCUUCCGACUCGAUGUCCCUCAAGCCGUGGAAGUGUUCCUCGUGAUCGGGGACAUCUGGCAUCAUUUGAAACGGAAGUUAGGAUUCACCUGGGAGACCAACGUCAAUACCGGAAAUGGUACCGGAAGUGCUACAAUAUAUGCGCGGUUCCAAGCCGGAAAGGACCAGAGCUUGUUUUCUCAGCUUUUGGAGUAUGAACUUGUGGACGAGAUUGAGACUGAGAUUUGAGGAGUUCAGUGUUCACUCAGAGCAGAUUCAUGACAAAUGAUGUUAAUUCUUCAUCACAUAGCGUUAUUGAGGAUUGGGGGUGGGGCAGAUAUAGCGAGCAAUGGUUACACUAACAUACUUUAGCCCACAUCAUUCAUUGUAAUUAAUUACAUUCCUGAAAACAGCAAUAUAAAUUUCUGAAGUGACUAAAACAAUUUAUUAAUCUAAUUCGUUAAUGAUAUUAAUGAAACUUCGUAGAAUAUUUGUUUUAUAUAUUUGUUGGGAUAAUUACCUGGGCAAAAUGUAUUUUUCUAACACUUGAAUAUGUGCGUUCCAAACACCUCCUAAGUGUAGAUCGACAGGAAUUCGGCAUUCUAAAUGUGUAUUUUAUUUUUUUGUUUUAGUCAAAGGGCUGACGUGAAUAACAUUAAAUCCCGUGAUGCAAGUAACAUAGCAAUGUAUAUGUCACGCAUUGCGACAACAUAAUAAGUGCUGCAAUAAAAUGUGCUAUUUGAAUAAUUAAUAUAUGAAUUGUAUAUACUGAUAUGUACAGAGGAACCGUUUUGUCGUGCUGUUUAAGUAUGUUAUAGUGAUUGGAAAUAACCAUACUACUCUCACAUAGAAGCGUUUUGCUGUUUUCGAUCAAUGUGAUAAACGUGCUUUUUAACCUGAUCAAUAUUUAAUUUGGAUUAUGGUUAUGCAUAUUUCACCGCAUGUUAUGCCAUAAAAGGACUGUGUGAUUGUGCAAUAAACAACUGACAUUUACGCAUGCGCACCCUUGUCAUUACAUAAUUGCCAUGUUUCAUUAUUGACACAUUGAUCGUCAUGCUGUAAUAUUUAUAAAAUCAUUUUUACAUUCGAAUACGUUAUUUCAAUAUUUUCAAAUUCUGACUGUGCUACCCUAUUCAGGCCAUGUUGUUAUUUAUUUCCGCUUGUUAGUUCACCCUGACCUAGUUAUUCCAUACCCAAUAUAGGUAUGCUUGUCAAAGGCGUCUCCCCGUGUGAUAUGACAUUAUUCACCUCAUGUACAUUCUAUAUAAGGCUUGCCAAAGUGUGUCAACAGUCGGACACACGACGCUGAAUGUAACACAUCUCGUCAUUCUGACCCAUUCGGCGGAAUCCGGGAGGGUCGUACGGAAGUGUGCGGAAAGUCACGAACUGUAUUUCGUCAUUCUGGCUAUAUUUCUGUAAUAAAUAUCGCUUUGAACA
Messenger RNA from Haliotis rufescens (red abalone), 4107 nucleotides. RefSeq names its product hillarin-like. The transcript has 7 exons. NCBI's taxonomy places the organism in Eukaryota, Metazoa, Mollusca, Gastropoda, Lepetellida, Haliotidae. The record is from RefSeq and is a predicted model, not a curated record. The coding region runs from base 145 to 2919 and encodes 924 amino acids.